AUGGAACCGUUCACCUAUGCGUCCCUCGCGCAGAUCCGAGUCCUUCUCUUACCCAUCGGGAACAUUCGACGUUCGACGUUUGAGACAUGGGCGCAGGAUAUCAGGAGUAUCGACAAUGUCCAGCUGGGGGACAUAACAACAGACGUCAAGGACGAGAGGUCUCGCUUUAUGCCCAAUCACCAGCUAGCGAGUGGAUAUCUGCACCUGACCUAUCCUUCUCACCCGCCGCCGGAGUCUCAUACGCCUCUGUCCCUCUUCCGAACUUCUGACUUUCCGCUCGUCGUGAUCGGCAUUGCAUCAUGCGGCGACAACGAUUCACUGGCUACAAUCCUCACCCAGUUUCAGACCUCAUUACACGAGGUAUUCCCGCACGAGUCUUUGUUCCCUCUCGCGAGCAAUUGCUUCGUCUUCGAAGAAAGCGACAGUACUACGAAUAUCAAUCUCGGAGACAGCUUUCCUGGAUUAGUCGUAAUCCCGAACGUCAUGGGCCACAAGAAGACGUACGUCGGCACACUCAUUGCUGACCUAUGUUCCAAAGUACUCGUGGAACUUGCAACAGUGAUGCAAACCUUGGAGAGUCCUCUCGGCAACGAAUACCUGAAUGCCACGCUCUUCCCGAUGUUGCCUCCCGCAUCGGAACUCCCGCGGUCACUCGACGAUGAGCCGAGACGGGACUCUAUGCCUUUGCUCCCUUCGCACAACAGCCAGCCGGAGUUAACUUCUCCUGCAUUAAGAUCGAAGAGCCCCCUUGGCCUUAAAAGGCACUCAACUAUGGGACCGAGCCUGCUUCCGAGCCGACAUGCAAGUCUGCCUAUGAGUCCCGCUCUGCCGAAGAAGCGUCCUACUACGAUCGGUGCUGCUUCGUCCCACGGUCGGCUGUUCAAGGUCCUCGCAGAUUUCUUCUUACUGGCCGGUCGACUAGAGGAGGCCACUAUCUGGUAUACCGAGGCCAUCGUGCUAUUCAAAAACCCUCAUGACGCACCAUGGCAUGCGUCUGCUUUAGAAGGCCUCGCCACCAUCCCGGUCGUAGAAGCGUGGGCUUCCACUCAUGGCGUAGUGCCGGGCGACAAGGAUCCUUGGGCGGACCUCGCGGACAAGCUCACCCAAGCUACUGCACUGUAUCAGAAGGCCAACCCCACAACCGAACCUGAGGCCUCACUUUCUCUUCUUUCGUAUCUUUAUUGCUCUUCAGUCUUCCGCCAUAGUACACUGCUCUACUCAGCUUGGUCUUCAAAGGGGUGGGGUCCUCUAGCGUUCACCGCCAUGAUCAGGCCUGGUCCAUCGCCAUUCCUCCCGGCGACACUCUCCAAUAAUGCAAGCCCGACAUCGGCGUCUAGUGCACGAAAUACCUUCGCUGCGCUCGAACGUCUCACCUCCAUCACAGGAAUCAGCCGUGCGCAAAUCGCUGCUUCGCUCACGCAAGCCCAUGGACCAUGGCUUCUGCACCUGGACGCGAGGGAGCGCGUCCGCGCUCUGCAGUACAUUGCCGCAAUGUUCGGUUCCUUGGGUUUCGUACGAAAGGAGGCGUACGUCCUUCGCGAGGUGCUCGGGUGCAUUAUGGACUUGGUCGUGUGCGGGCGGGACGAGCGAAGUGCUGGUAGCGCCCGGGUGCUCAGUGCUGGUCUGACGGCGCGGAACUCGUUGACUGGGACAGCAGCGCAGGGUACGGUAGGUAUCAGGGAGAACGAGCGGACAGAGGGCAACGACAGCAUUCUGCGUCUUGUGAAGCACGUCUGUAGAGUGCACGGCGUCGAUCUCGAGGCCGUGAAACUGUUGGACGUCAACACCCCGAAUCGCGAUAGCCAGCAGUCGCAAGUCUCUGAAGAGGCAGAGGUCGACGAAGAACUUCUGCGAUCGACACAGGAGCCCUUUGGAUGGCCCGAGUUGCAAAUAGGGAUCAUUCGCGAGGCGAUUGCGGUGGCCGAGGCGCUCCCAGACUACCCUGCGGUGGCUCAGUUCUCGUUAUCGUCUCUAAAGUUGUUGCAUCCUGUGAUGAGCCCUGGCGACCAGCACCACCUGUACAGCACUGCGUCGAGGGCACUGUUAACGGCAAAGCGGAGAGGGGAAAGACGUGCGGUUGAUUAUUGGUCAGGCAAACCUGUUGUCAGCAUCGAGAUUCUACCAUUGCCUCUUGUACGACUGCCCAUCGAGAAGCCCCUCUCCAUUCUGUCACAAUCUGUCGCGGGGACGACUGCCAUCCUCACUGGCGUGAAGGAUCCGUUUUUGUACAACCCGCGGAAGUUAAUGUCAGGACAGGCCAAGACAGUUCUCGUGCAAAACGAGCCGUUUGAGCUAGUCGUCACGCUACAGAAUCCCUACGUAUUUGAUCUCGACUUGCAAAGCCUACAGCUCAGUACAUCCGGCGUACCAUUCGUUUCAAAGGCAUCCCCUGUGGUCGUCCCUGCAAACUCGUUUCAUCCUGUAACCAUCUCAGGCCGAGCGCUAGAACCUGGAACACUCAUCGUUCGGGGAUGUAUUGUGCAAGCACCGGGCGGUGUUUCCCACGAGUUUGUCUUGCCUUUAUCGACAGACGAAGAAGAAGAGCGGCGGUCAGGACGACGCAGCGCGAUCGAGUGCGAAGCAGGUCGGUCAAAGCAUGCGGGGCUCGACUCGCGGCCGUGGGAGCGAUUGAGCAAGAGGGCAAGCACGCAGCCUGGGGCCCCUACGACGUCCACGACAACGAAGAAGGCGAUUCGAUACUUAGAAUGCAAGGUCGUGCCCGAGCAGCCGUUAUUGCGGAUCAGGCGGACAUCGCUCACGCACGGCGCGGUUAUGCUGUACAACGGCGAAAUGUCGACUAUUCGCAUUACCCUGGAGAACGUGUCAUCAUUGCCCGUCGACCUCAUCCGGUUAACAUUCGACGACUCUACGAUUGCACCUGCACAGCAGGCUCUUGCUGAUGGCGACCUCUCUGUCUUUGACACUUACGAGACCGAGUACGACCUGGUCCACCGACCUGUGUUCACCUGGGAUAGCGAGCACGAGCCGCACGAGAUUAAACCUGGUCAGAAGAGGGUGAUCACCGUUAAUUGCUUUGGAAAGGUUGGGUGCACGAGCGGCGCCAUCCACGCAGCUUACGCCUACGUGCAUAGGCCGUCAGAGGGUCUGCAGGAGCCGCCAGAGGUGUUCUACACGCGGCAGCUAUCCUAUCCGGUGCUGGUCACGGUGUACCACAUGCUGGAGUGCCAGGCGAUGGACAUAUUGUCUUACACGGGUACUACUACGACGACGUCCUCGGACGACGGCGCCGACGAAGUCACGUUAGAGGCGAAGACGCGGACGUCGUUGCUGCAUGUAGGCGAGAUCGCAGACUGGUGCAUAUUCUCCAUCGAAGUGCGGAAUACGUACGGGCUGCCCUUUGAGGUGACUUUCGAGCGCAAUCAAGAAGGCGAGUUUUCUACUCUUCCUUUACAGGGAGCCAAAUCUGACGAACAUGGCACGCUUACAGGGGUCGAGCAUGCGUCUGUAACGUCUCUGGUGCCUCCUGGCUCUACUUCGCGGAUCGUUCUGCCAGUGAAGAAGAUCUCACUAACGGAGGAGCAUGUAUCGCGUCCGAUACCCAUGCUUUCGGAUCGACAAUAUGUCGUCACGGCAUCCAACCUCACGGCAGCUCAAGAGCGCGCUCAACGCGAGUUGUUUUGGUACCGAGAAGAGCUCUUCAAGGGAGUGCGUGGACGAUGGCGCGAGACUGGUGGUACUCGCGCUGGUGACCUCUCACUCCGGCAGCAAAGAAUGACUCUCCCUAUGCUGGAAUCCCUCCGCGUAGAGACCGCACGAGUGCGGAUGACUCUGGUACAAUACGACGAAGAGGGCAAUGCGCAGAAUGUGCCAGUCGACCCGGCGGGAAGCAAGUACCUCCCUCGGCCAAAUGAGUUCGUGUACCUGAUAACAUCUAUCACGAACCUUUCUCCCUCAGAGCUCGUCCUCACUCUCAACAUGACACUGGAACCGUCUGAACACGUCGUAUACCAAGGCGAGCUCCAGGACAUACCCAUCGGCCGGCUAGCGAAGGGCGAGUCCUACGAGGUCGAAACGCCAGUGGCGUUCGUCGCCUGCGGACGGUUCGACUUCUCUGCGGAGGUGCGCGCGCUCGAGCGGCCGCGGGGGUCGAAUCUCGUCGGGUACGGCAAGAUGUGCAUAGCAGUCAGCGAGCCAUAG
This is a messenger RNA of Trametes versicolor FP-101664 SS1, 4158 nucleotides long. RefSeq lists its product as uncharacterized. The coding region runs from base 1 to 4158 and encodes 1385 amino acids. Gene Ontology annotation, cellular component: trans-Golgi network. Lineage: Eukaryota; Fungi; Basidiomycota; Agaricomycetes; Polyporales; Polyporaceae. The record is from RefSeq and is a predicted model, not a curated record. The transcript is spliced from 14 exons.